Molecule: messenger RNA, 2506 nt
Organism: Scatophagus argus
Lineage: Eukaryota; Metazoa; Chordata; Actinopteri; Scatophagidae
Product: zinc finger protein 311-like
Exons: 3
Coding region: 121-1323 (400 amino acids)
Biological process (GO): regulation of transcription by RNA polymerase II
Cellular component (GO): nucleus
Molecular function (GO): DNA-binding transcription factor activity, RNA polymerase II-specific; RNA polymerase II cis-regulatory region sequence-specific DNA binding
Source: RefSeq, a predicted model, not a curated record
ACUUAACAGCGUAACAUUCGGAGGAAGUAAACAAUAGAAGUGCUACUUGCGUUAGCUGCAUACGUGAAUCAACGGGAAGAAGAUAUUUCCGCAGGGUGGAUAUUAUUUCAGUUUCAAACAAUGUCUUCAGUUGAGUAUUUGAGACAGUUUGUCAUCGAGCGACUAACUGCUGCUGCUGAAGAAAUAUUCGGAGUUUUUAACAAAACUAUCGUCGAGUAUGAAGAGGAAGUCGAUCGUCAGCGCAGGCUGCUGGCUGUAGUGUGGAAACCCGAGAUAAAGUUACACAGGAUAGAGCUCCCACAGCAACAUGUCUGUAAGGAGGAGGAGCUUCUCACUGAGCAGCAGCUCUGUAACCAGGAGAGGAGCUCCGCUGUGGACCAAGAGGACCCAGAGCCUCCACAGAUUAAAGAGGAAGAGGAGGAACUCUGCACCAAUCAGGAGGGAGAGCAGCUUGUACUGAAGCAGGAGACUGAAUCCUUUAUGUUGACUCCUGCUUAUGAGGAAAAUGAGCAAAGUGAAGAUCAGAAUGUGUACUUGAAUCCUGAUGAAACUGAAAAUGCAGCACAGAGUGAGUGUGUAGUAAACAUGUCAGUUUCAAGCUCUGUGGUAUCAGAAGCAAACAGUGACGUGAAGCUGCUCUGCAACAACUCUGAUGCAGCUGAGAGUCGAGAUCAGAACGGAGGCAAACAUGAAGACUCACAACAGCACAAAAGUCAUAAGAAUGUACACAACCCCAGCACGUUAAAAACUCACAGCAGUUCUGAGGCAGGUAAAAAGGCUUUUAUAUGUGACUAUUGUGGAAAAGAUUUUAAGUACAAGUCAGUAUUUCAGAUACACCUGAGAGUCCACACAGGUGAGAAGCCAUUUUCUUGCAGCAGUUGUGGAAAAAGAUUCAGUCGUAGAUCAACACUGAACAUUCAUUUUAGAGUCCACACAGGUGAGAGGCCUUUCCUUUGCAAAACAUGUGGAAAAGCUUUUAGAUGUAGUGGUCACUUGUCAAAUCACAUGAAUGUCCACACAGGUGAGAAGCCGUACGUUUGCAAAACGUGUGGGAAACGAUUCGCAUUUAGCGGUUCCUUGUCCGACCACAAGAGAGUGCACAUGGGUGAGAAACCAUACUCAUGCAAGACAUGUGGGAAAGGUUUCAGACGCAGUGGUCACUUGACAGCCCAUGUAAGAAGAGCCCACAGAAUAACAGUGGAAACAUAUCAAAUGUUGACAGUGGACAAUGUCACUACUCACAAGACCAUCCGCACUUUUCCGCCCUGGAUGAACGGAGAAGUCCAGAGUCUGCUGACACUGAGAGACAAUGCUUUUCACUAAGGCGAUCAGGUGGCUUACUCAGCAGCCAGGGCCAACCUGAAGAGGAGCAUCAGGGAAGCUAAGCGUUCCUACAAAAGAAUGAUAGAGCAGCACUUUGAGGACUCUGACCCCAGGUGUAUGUGGCAAGGCAUUAAGUCUGACUACGAGAACAAUAACUCCUGUCUGCUCAGCUCACACAACCCAACUCUCCCUGACGACCUCAACAAAUUUCAACUUCGCACGCUUCGACGAGGGCACCAAUCACCACCACACUGGACUUAGGGAGUCCACAUCACAUGUCCUGGUGCUGAGCGAGCACCAGGUGAGGCGAGCCCUCGGCAACAUCAGCCCGGGUACGGCACCUGGACUGGACGGCAUUCCCGGGCGGGUUCUGAAACACUGUGCAGGCCAACUGAGUGAAGUCUUCAUGAGCCUGUUCAACACCUCCCUGGAACAAGCCACAGUCCCCACCUGCCUGAAAACCAGCACCAUUUAUCCUGUGCUGAAGCAGGCAGCCAUCAAGCCCUUGAACAGUUCGCUAGCCUGCCUCUCUGAUGGUGUGAGGGUGUUUUAGUGUCUAUGGAAUGAGCAGCGUGCUGACAGCAGCAUGGCUGUGUAGAAGAGGAGUCCGGGUGUCCAAACCUUUCACGACCAACUGAAAACAUUUGGUGCAUCUUAAAACGCAAAAUAUGACAAAGAAGACCCAGGACUGUUGAGUGGUUAAAAUCCUGUAUCAGGCAAGAAUGGGACAACAUUCCCAUCACAGAACUCCGGCAACUGGUCCCCUCGGUUCCCGGGGAUGCUACACCUUGGUAAACAUGGCCCUAUCCCAUUUCUUUGAAAUGAGUUGCUGCCAUAAAUUUCAAAAUUAGGUAGUAUUUUCAUAAAAUAAUAAAGUUGCUCAUUCUCAACAUUUGAAAUGUUUUCUCUACUGUGAAUAAAAUAUGGGUUUAUGAGAUGUGCAAAUAACUGCAUUCUGUUUUUAUUUCCAUUUCACAGUGUUCCAACUUUCUUGGAAUUGUUAUAAAAUGUGUUCCAUAAAGAUGAGUUGUUGAUAUAUGAACAUUUUUGGUGUUAAGUUUCUAAUAGUCUUAGUGUUUGUUGUUUUUGUCUGUAAACAAUCUUAAUUCCCAAAUGGAGGAUGAAUGUCAGUUUCACAGUGGAUGUUACAGUAAUAAAUGCUGUGAUCUUGAUGUGUCCCCCA